ACCUUCAGGACACUUUUGCUGCAGAAGGUUCUGUCCAGCAAAGAAUUAUGGUUAGUUCUGUAAGCUGCUAACUUUACAUCAAAUGCAAAGGACCAUUGGGAGAGAGUACAAGCAAACAUGACAAAGGCUAGGCUUCCAUCAAAGAGAUCCUACAGCCCUGGUGUCUACCAACAGCUCUCCUACAGUCCUGAUGGCUCGGGUGCGUUUACAAAGAGCUUUGUCAGGUACCAGCCACAGCGGCCAGACAUCAUCUCACACCUGCCUCCGCUGGAUGCUCCACAGGGGACACUAAGCGACCGUCCAAAGAUUGUUCAAACUGGAGCCCGGACCAAAGCUGCACCACAGAAGGAAGAGAAAUAUUUCAGACAUGUUAGUGAUUCCAUUGCAAACAACUACAGCCCCUCUGCGAGAGACCUCACAACCUCAGCCAUAUAUGAGCUGUACAAGCACCUCGAAGCGGAAAAGUCCUACCACACCCAUAGCAAGAUAUCCCUGUCCCCACCGCGCUCACCACAGUAUGAGGGCCGCAAGGGUUACUCUCCAAGAAGAGCUGUUGGGGGCUUUGGCCAGAGGUCCAAUGGAGAACCCCUGUCCAAGAGUCACCCAGCCCUUGGCUUUCAAGUUCUUUCAGGAAAGGCAAUGGACGGACAUAGUUAUGGGAACAAAGGUCUUAAGUCAAAGGUUGCAUCUCAAAGUCUUCCUCCUAUCAAUGGCAAUGCCAAGGCAGAGACAGCUCUUGGUUUUAGUUCAGGAUUCAGCGUUCGUGAAACCAGGGUUACAGAGAGGUAUGACAGGAAAGCAAGGACUAAAAGUGUGGAAGGCCUUUUUCUCAAUGGCUCAGCUAAGAGAAGCAGGCUGAUAUCUCCAACCCAUAGCCCUGAAUUCAGUCAUUCUGUGAUCGGAAACACAAACGGCCAUCACUUUGAUACAGAUGGGCAGGGAUGGGGUAGCCCAGAUUUGGAGAGAAAUCGAAGUGGGUUGUCUCCACGCAAUGACAGAACUAAAAGAACACUCUCCCAAGCCUCACAAAAUGGGGAUCAUGGCAAGGAGCGCUCUACAGGUCUGUACAUCAAAACUGGUUCCAGCCAACAGCUUGUAAAUAAUCAAGAGUUAAAGAUCGCAUUGAAAGAUGAGAACAAGGAAAAUGGUGUCUCAACAGAGGAUGGGCAGGGAAUCAUGGAGAGUCCAAGAUUACAAAAUGGGCUCAACGGAAACCAGUCUUCAACACCAAACAGCCCUCGUAAUGAAGCAAACAGUCAAGAGCCUACACCAAGACCAACCACAAAGGAGUCUACCAGAAGUAAGGGUGUGGAUGGUGAGGACACAGGAGAUGACAACACAGUCCAGAGGGAGUAUGAUGAUGAUACACUUGCUGUUCUGGACAUUGUCUUUCCUCCCUCUACAUUCCCCACCAUUGGGUUGUCCAGGCCAAGUACACCUGAAGAAAAAGACCUGGAAAGAUACACAAGUCUGAUUGACAAUGCAAUCAACCCAGACAUGGUAGCACCACUAAGUGAGGAGUGGAUACAGAACACAUACAGCUACAUACCACAGGAGCUCCGAGAGGCCCAGCCUGAGACACUCAGGCUGGUAACAGAGGAAGCAGAUGAAGAUUACCACAGACAUGUGCAGAAGGCUAUACUGGACUAUGUUCUACUGGAGCCAACAGAGCAGGGCAGACUGGGCAUCAGCCUUCCUCCAAAGCCGCCCAACCCUGCAGGCAGGGAGCGGUACCCAUGGCAUGAGAGCGUGAAUGCAGCACGAGACUUUAUGGAGAGGGAACUGUACAUCACCCACCCCAUCCUGAGGGAGAUCUUACAUGUCUGGGAAACUGAGUACUCCACCUUCCGUUUGAUUGACAUCCCAGGACUUCAGCGGGUGAUGCCUCUAACAUUGGAGGCCUUCAAAGAUCAUGUAGAGAUGUCCAGUAAGAAAGGUGCAGAGCUGCUACAGAGCCGCUGGCUCACACAAUGUGCAGACAUUGUCAAUGUACACAGGGAUAGUCUGGAGGCAUCUAUGCCCCAGGAUGAGGUGGCUCGGAUGGAUGCAAUGGACCACUUCUUUGGUUGUGUGGCAUCCUUGAUGUCAUGCUUGUUACGGAGUGCUGUCCAUAAGUCUGUGUAUGACCUAGUGGAUCUGUUGGAGGACUAUGCUGAUGGGAAUGCCUACAGUGGACACUACCCAGAGCAGAGACUAGGGCUGCCCACCAAGAUACAUCCCAUCAAGAUCUUCAUGACUCCAGCCAGAGAGACAGUCACGGCAUCCUUCUCCCCGUCCUUCCCAGAGGUGACCUUGGGAAUAUUCUCCAUGGUGGACAGUAUUGUGAAGAGUGUAUUCCAGCUGUCCCGGGUGGAACACCUGCUGUUCCAGGCUGUGGAGGACCUGGACACCAAGUACAUCAGUACUGUACAGCUCGAGGAGGAGACUGUCCAGGUAGCCAAGGAGCGCAUCAGGAAAGUUAUUGACAACAACAGUCAUGGGCCUCUCAGCUACCGCUCAGUGUACUGGCCCUACAAGUACCUUCUCUCCAAAGACUCCGACUCCAAGGUGCAGACCUUCAUCAUGAAAGGCCCACCGCUGAGGUACUAUGUUCAAGAAAUAGAGAAGCUGAAGACCAUGGCCUGGGAACUAGGCUCCUUCUCCAUCUAUGUACCUAUGCACCUGUUUCUCCUGGACUGCACAGAUCUCAACCAGUGGCUGAUCCAGAGAUCAAGAGAAUUGGGCAACAUUAUGAUAGAACACAUCAUGGCCACCAGUCGCAAGUUCAACCGUAGCAUCUGUCAACAGUACGAUGAGAUCGUCAAGACCAUAACAUCCCACACUGAGACCACCAAGGACCUGGUGGCCCUCCAGAGGUACAAUGAUGCCCUGAGGACUGGGGAACUUCUGGUGCUCAGGCUUGCCAAUGAACAGAGCAGUGCAAAGGAAAAACUUGACAUUGCAGCAGGUAACCUUCUCUUCCUGAUGGAGUAUGCCUACCUGCCUAAAGAUGACAUCUACCUGAACCACAACACCUUCACCUGGCCUGAAAGGAUCCUACCUAUCAUCAGAAACAGUGAGAUGAGGUUGAUAAAGGAGCAUGACAUGGCAGUACAGAAGCUGCUGAAGUGGCAGGUGGACUUUGUGAGCAGGCUGGAUGAAGUGGCUAAACAGGUGAAGGACUUCCAGAAGAAGGACCGCAUGUCUGAGGCACACAACUACAUGGAGCUUCUAAAUGACAUUGGAAGGAAACUCAGGGAGUUUCAGGAAGAGAAAAAUGAGAUCAACAUGGAGGAAAUCCUGCUGGAGACAGGGGCUGUCACAGCCUACACACAGAUCCAGGAGAUCAUGAAGGCCAAGGAGCCGUUCGACCGGCUGUGGCAAGCUGCCGUCACCUUCCACUCCGAGCACGACAAGUGGAUGAACGGUCCCCUGCUGCAGGUCAAUGCUGAGGAGGUGGACGAGGAGGUUCAAAACCUAUGGCGUACCAGCUACAAGCUGACCAAGAUCUUCUCCCACCCUGACUACAUGGGCCCCCUGAGGGCAGCUGCCACCAUCAAGGCCAAACUGGAGAAGUUCAAGAUCAACAUGCCACUCAUCAGGGCCUUGUGCACCCCGGGUAUCAAAGACAGGCACUGGGACAUGAUGUCUGACAGGGUUGGGUUUAACAUCGCCCCUGAGCAGGAAACGCCCCUGUCUGAGGUGCUACAGAUGGGCCUGGAGAAGUAUGUAGAGGAGCUGGCAGAGAUCAGCUCACAAGCUGCCAAGGAGUAUGCUCUGGAGAAGGCUUUGGUAAAAAUGAAGAAGGACUGGGGGAAUGUCCACUUCAGCUUUGUGCAGUACAAGGACACAGGUAUCCCUAUCCUGGCUGCACUGGACGAUGUACAGGUUCUGCUGGACGACCACAUUGUCAAGACUGCCACCAUGAGAGGGUCUCCCUUCAUUGCUCCCUUUGAAACACAGAUAAAGGAAUGGGAAAACAGACUGCAUCGCAUGAGAGCCAUCCUAGAGUCCUGGCUCCAUGUCCAGGCCAGCUGGCUGUAUCUGGAACCCAUCUUUGGCUCAGAGGACAUCCGCAGUCAGAUCCCCCGGGAGGGCAAGAUGUUUGAAACUGUGGACAAGCACUGGACAGGCAUCAUGCUGGAGUCAGUGAAGGACACCAAUGCUCUGGUGGUGACGUCCCAGCCUGAGAUGCUGGAGAAGCUGCAUGAGGCAGAGUCCCUGUUGGAGGAGGUACACAGGGGGCUCAAUGAGUACCUGGAGAAGAAGAGGCUUUUCUUUCCUAGGUUUUUCUUCCUUUCAAAUGAUGAACUCCUUGAGAUUCUCUCGGAGACUAAAGACCCCCUUCGAGUGCAGCCUCACCUGAAGAAAUGUUUUGAAGGCAUUGCCCAGCUGACCUUCACCCCUGACAAGGUCAUAACAGCCAUGGAGUCUGCAGAGAAGGAGCAGGUGACCUUGUGUAGGCAGAUCAUCCCUGCAGAUGCCAAGGGACUGGUGGAGAAAUGGCUCUUCCAGGUGGAGGAGGUGAUGAAGCUGAGCCUACGUGAGGUCAUGGAGAAAUCCAUCCAGGCCUACCCCACCACCCGGCGGGAGGAGUGGGUACUGCAGUGGCCAGGACAGGUGGUGUUGGCCACGGGCCAGAUUUUCUGGACAAGUGAGGUCACAGAGGCCAUAGGAAAACAGAGUGGUGUGAAGCAGUACAAGGAGACCUGUGAUAAACAGAUUGAGGACAUUGUGAAGUUGGUACGUGGAGAGCUGACAAAAAUGAGCAGGAUCACACUGGGGGCACUCAUCACUAUCGAUGUCCAUGCACGAGAUGUAGUGACCAGUCUGUGUGAUCAGGGAGUUACCAGCUCCAAUGACUUUCAGUGGAUCAGCCAGCUGAGAUACUACUGGGAGUCGAAGCUGGUGCAGGUGCGGAUGAUCACCACUACUGUGCCGUAUGCCUACGAGUACUUAGGGAACACAACUCGUUUGGUUAUCACACCACUCACAGACAGGUGCUACAGAACCCUGAUGGGUGCCCUGCUGUUGAACCUUGGUGGAGCUCCGGAAGGUCCUGCUGGUACAGGCAAGACUGAGACAUGUAAGGACCUGGCCAAGGCUGUGGCUAAACAGUGUGUGGUGUUCAACUGCUCGGAUGGGCUGGACUACAAGGCCAUGGGGAAGAUGUUCAAGGGACUGGCUCAGUCUGGAGCAUGGGCUUGCUUUGAUGAGUUCAACCGCAUAGAGCUGGAGGUACUUUCUGUAGUGGCCCAGCAAAUCCAGACCAUCCAGCGAGCAGUGAGUGAACACCUGAAGGUGUUUGUGUUUGAGGGGACAGAGCUGUCGCUGGACCCCUCCUGUACCAUCUUCAUCACUAUGAACCCUGGGUACGCCGGCAGGGCAGAACUACCAGAUAACCUCAAGGUUUUGUUCCGCACUGUGGCUAUGAUGGUUCCAGACUAUGCCCUGAUCAGUGAGAUCUCCCUGUACUCCAUGGGGUUUGUGGAUGCCCCCAGUCUGGCACACAAGAUUGUAGCAACGUACAGGCUCUGUUCAGAACAGUUGUCCUCUCAGCAUCACUAUGACUACGGGAUGCGAGCAGUGAAGGCGGUGCUGACAGCAGCUGGUAACCUCAAACUGCGCCAUCCCGACCAACCAGAGAAUGUGCUGGUGCUUAGGUCAAUCAACGAGGUUAACCUUCCAAAGUUCCUGUCCCAUGACAUCCCCCUGUUUGAGGGGAUCAUCUCCGACCUGUUCCCAGGGGUGGUCAUGCCGAAGCGAGACUUGGGCAGCCUGGAGACUGGUCUGAUCAGCAACAUCCGCAGCAGGGGGCUGCAGCCAGUGCCCUGGUUCAUAGAGAAGAUUGUUCAGAUCUAUGAGAUGAUCCUGGUAAGACAUGGGUUGAUGAUUGUUGGAGACCCCCUUGGUGGCAAAACAAGUGCCUUCAAGGUCCUUGCUGGAGCUCUGGCAGACCUGGAGAAGGAGGGGUAUGAGGAGAACAGGGUUGAAUAUUGCAUAAUGAACCCCAAAGCUGUCACCAUGGGCCAGCUGUAUGGACAGUUCGACCCUGUAUCACAUGAGUGGUCAGAUGGGGUGCUAGCUAAUGUGUUCAGAGACCAUGCCACCAGUGUGACAGACUACAGGAAGUGGAUCAUCUUUGAUGGACCAGUAGAUGCUGUCUGGAUAGAGAACAUGAACACAGUCCUAGAUGACAACAAAAAGCUAUGCCUGAUGUCUGGAGAGAUCAUCCAGAUGAGCUCAAAGCAAAACAUGAUCUUUGAACCAAAAGACCUGGAGCAGGCUUCCCCAGCCACAGUCAGCAGAUGUGGUAUGAUCUACAUGGAGCCAUCCCAGCUGGGUUGGAGACCCCUGGUGACCUCAUGGCUCCAGCUGAAGCUGCCUGAGAGCCUGACCAAGGUACAGGCCAAGACUGUGGAGUUGAUGUUUGAAUGGCUGCUGCCCCCCUGUCUGCAUUUUGUGCAGAAGUCCUGUCACCAGCUGGUCAGGAUCUCCCCCAUGCACAUGACCAUGUCCAUGCUUCAGCUCUACUCCAUCCUACUAGAUGAUCUCAAGCAACUUGUAAGUGAAGAUAAUGAUGAUGAUGAUGAGUGGAAUGAUGACAACAUGACAGAAAGUACUGAACCUACCAAACAGUCAGUAUCUGAGGCCAAAAUACAGGAGGAGCGCACCAACAUGAUCAUCUGUCACUUCCUGUUUGCCCUGGUCUGGUCGGUGGGAGGGGCUGUGGAUGCUCCGUCUCGAGAACUGUUUGGAGAGUUUUUCAGAAGCCUUUGUGACUCUGAGACAGGAAAAGGCAAAAAUCCAAGACCCAAAGACCUGAAGGUUGCCCGCAGCCUGUUCAUGCCCAAGAAGGACAGUGUGUACGACUUUGUGUACAUGAGGAAGAACAACUUUGGAUCCUGGUUCAAAUGGCAGAGCCUGGUACAACCAGUAGACAUUGCAGAGAAAGCACAGACCACAAAGCUGGAUGAUUUGUCAGUUCGAAUCAUGGCAAGUGAGAUCAUCGUGCCAACGGUGGAAACCGAGCGACAAAGGUUCUUCCUGUCGUGGUUUGUCGGACGAGAGGUCCCCCUCCUCUUCGUGGGUCCCACAGGAACAGGGAAGUCUGCCAUCACCAACAGCUUCCUGAUGGGUCUGAGUAAGGACCGCUACAUGAUCAACAUUGUCAACUUCUCAGCACAGACAUCUGCCAACCAGACUCAGGAUAUCAUCUUCUCAAAACUGGAUAGGAGAGGCAAAGGUGUGUAUGGGCCCCCACCAGGCAGGAAGUGUGUUGUGUUUGUGGAUGACCUGAACAUGCCAGCCAAGGAGAAGUAUGGAGCCCAGCCACCAAUAGAGAUCCUCAGGCAGUAUGUGGACCAUGGGUACUGGUUUGACAGGAAAGACACAAGUAAGGUUCAGCUGAAGGACCUGAUCAUGCUGUCAGCCAUGGGUCCUCCAGGCGGGGGGCGCAACACGGUGACCUCACGUUACCUACGGCACUUCAACAUCAUCUCCAUCGACUCUUUUGACCAGGAGACCAUGAAGAACAUCUUUGCACCUCUCCUGGACUGGCACUUCAACAGGGGCUUUGAAACAGGCCUCAAGAGAUUUUCUAGGAUCAUGACAUGGGCCACCACCGAAGUCUUCUCCCAGGCAGUAGCCAACUUCCUGCCCACCCCGUCCAAGUCCCACUACCUGUUCAACCUGCGGGACUUCUCCCGCGUGGUGCAGGGUGUGCUGCUGCUCAGCGCAGAGACCAUGUGUGGGGGGAAGGAGGCAGAGUAUAAGCUGAUCAGGCUCUGGGUCCAUGAGGUGUACCGUGUGUUCUAUGAUCGACUGGUGGAUGAUGAGGAUCGGAAAACUUUCUUUGGCAUCGUUAAGAACGUGGUGCAGACCCAGUUUAAGGAGAAAGUAAACCAGGUGUUUGGUCACCUGUCUGUGUCUAAGGAAGUGCAGGAUGAUGACAUCAGGAGUCUGUUCUUUGGGGACUUCAUGACACCAAGGGAGGAGGGGAAGAGAUAUGAUGAAAUCAUGAACAUGGAGGACCUGAGAAUGACUAUGGAGAAGUUCCUGGAAGACUACAACACCAUGAGUAAGGCCCCCAUGGACCUGGUCAUGUUCAAGUUUGCCAUUGAGCACAUCUCACGGAUCAGCAGGGUUCUAAAACAACCGAAUGGCCAUGCACUACUUGUUGGAAUUGGAGGCAGUGGUCGUCAGAGCCUGACCCGCCUGGCUGCCUUCAUGGCAGACUAUGAGCUGUACCAGGUGAACGUCAGUAAGACCUACACAGCCCAUGACUGGAAGGAAGACCUGAAGAAGAUGAUGAGAAGAGCAGGAGAGGAGGGAGUCCACUCUGUCUUCCUGUUUGCUGACCAUCAAAUAAAGGAUGAGUCCUUCUUGGAGGAUGUGAACAUGAUCCUGAACACAGCAGACAUCCCCAACCUGUAUGAGAAUGAAGAGAGGCUAGAAAUCAUAGAGAAGCUCAGGGAAGAAGAGAAGCAGGAAAAAUCCCAGUUUACCACUAUGAUGCAGCAGUUGGUACAGACGGAGCAGCAGCAGAUUGAGACCACCCCACUCAACAUGUACAACAAGUUCAUCGAGCGUGUGCGGCGCCACCUCCACGUGGUGCUGGCCUUCAGCCCCAUCGGUGACGCCUUCAGGAACCGCCUGCGGAUGUUCCCCUCCCUCAUCAACUGCUGUACUAUUGACUGGUUUAAGCAACUGGAAGACAACAUUGAGCUGACAAAGGUGAAGCUGAUCCGUGCAGAGAAGCUGAUCUCUGGUCUGGGUGGAGAGAAGGAACGCUGGACCCAGCUGGUGCACGAGCUGACAGACACCUACCAGAACAUCGUGGGGGACGUGCUGCUGUCAGCAGGGGUGGUCGCCUAUCUGGGGCCCUUCACACUCUCAUUCAGACAGGAUAUCAUUGGGGAAUGGUACAGUAUGUGCCAUGAGAAGGGUAUCCCAGUGUCCGACAAGUUCUCCCUCUCACAAACCCUGGGAGAUCCUGUUAAGGUCAGAGACUGGCAGCUGGCAGGGCUACCCAAUGACUCAUUCUCCGUGGACAAUGCUAUAAUUGUGAGCAAUGCAAAGAGAUGGCCACUGAUGAUUGACCCCCAGGGCCAAGCCAACAAGUGGGUGAAAAACCUGGAGAAACGCAACAAACUACACAUCAUCAAGCUCAGUGAUGCCAUGUACACACGCACACUGGAGAACUGUAUACAGUUUGGGAACCCUGUCCUGUUGGAGAAUGUUGGAGAGGAGUUGGAUCCAGUCCUGGAACCCCUGCUGCUCAGACAAACCUUCAAACAGAGUGGAAUGGACUACAUCAGGCUGGGGGAAAAUGUCAUCGAGUACAGCAGGGUAAGUCGAGCUCAUCUGGAGGGGGCUCGCACAAAGAAACUCCUCAAGGAGAUAGAGGACAGAUCCUAGAAAGUCUUGGCACUAUCUCAAGGCAACAUCCUGGAGGAUGAGACUGCCAUAGAGAUUCUGUCAUCCAGCAAGGCCCUGAGUCAGGAGAUCAGUGAGAAACAGGAGGUGGCCUCACGGACAGAACGGGAGAUCGACGACACCAGGAAUGGCUACAAACCUGUUGCCAAGCACUCUUCUGUCCUGUUCUUUGCCAUCUCGGACCUGGCCAACAUUGAGCCCAUGUACCAGUACAGCCUCACCUGGUUCAUCAACCUGUAUCUACAGUCCAUCAUAAACAGUGAUCCAUCUCCUGUACUGGAGGAGAGAAUCACCAAUCUCAACAACCACUUCACAUACAGCAUCUACCAGAACGUGUGCAGGUCCCUGUUUGAGAAGGACAAGCUUCUGUUCUCCUUCCUACUGUCCAUUGGGCUGGCCAGGAUGGUCGAGGGUGCAGUAGAUGAAGAUGAGUGGAGGUUCCUCCUGACUGGAGGUGUUGCCCUUGACAACCCUUACCCCAACCCUGCUCCUGAUUGGUUGAAAGACAAGUCCUGGAAUGAGAUUGUGAGGUGUUCUGAUCUGACAGCCUUCCAAGGUUUUAUGCAACAUUUCAAAUCCAACUUGGGAUCCUGGAAGAGCAUCUACGACUCCAACUGUCCCCAUGAGGAAGAGCUGCCUGAACCCUGGAACAGUAAACUCAGCUUUCUGGAGAAGGCAAUUGUGUUACGGUGCAUCCGGCCAGACAAGAUCACAGAUCCUGAGAAGACAAAGCCAGAGUUCCGGCUGUGGCUGACGUCCUACCCCUCCCCAGCCUUCCCUGUCUCAGCCCUGCAGAAUGGUGUGAAGAUGACCAAUGAACCACCCAAGGGUCUGAAGGCAAACCUGCUCAGGUCCUACCUGAAUGAUCCUAUCAGUGACCCAGACUUCUUCAAUGGAUGCAAUAAACCUAAGCAUUGGCAGAAGCUGCUGUUUGGUCUGUGCUUCUUCCACGCACUAGUCCAGGAGCGGCGUAACUUUGGUCCCCUGGGAUGGAACAUUCCAUACGAGUUCAACGAGUCCGACCUCAGGAUCAGCGUCAAGCAACUCCAAAUGUUCCUCAACGACUACGACAAGGUUCCACUAGAUGCCCUGACGUAUCUGACCGGAGAAUGCAACUACGGGGGUCGGGUGACUGACGAGCGUGACCGUCGCCUGCUCACCAGCAUACUGGCCAUCUUCUACUGCCCACAGAUCACCCAGGAUGAUGAGUACAAGUUAUCCCCCAGUGGCCUGUACUACGCACCUCAGCAAGGUAGCUACGACUCCUUUGUGGAGUAUGUGCGAGCGUUGCCAUGGACACCACACCCUGAGGUGUUCGGUCUCCACGAGAAUGCAGACAUCUCCAAGGAGCAGCAGGAGACGCAGCAGCUGCUGGACGGGAUCCUGCUGACCCAGCCUCGACAGGCAGCAGGGGGAGGCAAGUCUGCAGAGGACCUCAUCCUGGAGCUGGCCUCGGAUAUCCUCUCCAAGAUCCCUCCUAACUUCAACUUGGAGCAAGUGCAGACCAAGUACCCAGUCCGUUAUGAGGAGUCCAUGAACACUGUCCUGGUUCAGGAGCUGAUCCGGUUCAACCGCCUCAUCACGGUGAUCCGCACCAGUCUGCAGGACAUCCGCAAGGCCACCAACGGGCUGGUGGUCAUGUCGUCAGAACUGGAGGAUGUGUUUGACAGCAUGAUGGUGGGAAAGAUCCCAGCAAUGUGGGCUGCCAAGUCCUACCCUUCUCUCAAGCCACUGGGCAGCUACAUUGCUGACCUGAUAGCAAGGCUGCAGUUCUUCCAGGUGUGGAUAGAUGGCGGUCCUCCCCAUGUGUUCUGGUUAUCAGGGUUCUACUUCACCCACUCCUUCAUGACUGGGGCCAUCCAGAACUAUGCCAGGAAGUACAAGAUCCCCAUUGACCACCUGGCCUUUGAGUUCUUUGUACAGAAGGAGGAGAAGAAGAUGCCAGGCAAACCGACUGAUGGAGUCUAUGUGAGGGGCCUGUUCCUUGAGGGCGCACGUUGGGACCGACAGAAAGGACUUCUCGCAGAGUCUCUACCCAAAAUCCUUUACGACACCCUGCCAGUCAUAUGGCUCAAACCAGGAAAGAUAUCUGAGAUCACAGAAAAGGCAACCUAUGAGUGUCCAGUGUAUAAGACAAGUGCGCGGCGUGGGGUCCUCUCAACGACUGGCCACUCCACAAACUACGUGCUGAGUAUCCAGUUGCCAACCGACCAACCACAGGACCACUGGAUCAUCCGCGGCGUGGCUGGCCUCUGUCAGCUUAAUGACUAAUGCCUGUGCCAUGGCUGCCACAACCUCAUCACUCAGCGUUGCCCCCCAUCUCACCAUAAGCCAGGAUAGCUAUCAAAUACAAUCUCUAGUCUUAGCACACCAGUUCCCCAUAUUUUAAGUAUUACACUUGAGAAAGAAUACAGAUUAAUUUGUAAUACAGUUGCCCAACUACAAGUAACUGAUAACAUCUAUGUGUACAUUGUAAUAACUACCUCCACUAUUCUAACAUUUAAUCCAACAGCAUUUGAUUUAUUGGUCCCUCACACUUUUGUUUGAAACUUUUUGUCAUGUUUGUAGAGAAUGUUGAUUUAAACGUUAUAUCACUGAGCUAACAUUUACGUGACUUGUACAUUUCUGUAUACAUGGGUGCAGUCAAUCUUCACCAUAAACAAACUAAAGAAUCUUGCAACAUUUAAAAAACUUAAGUGCACUACAAUUCCAUGUGUAAUGAAUGAUGGAACUUUGGAUAAAAAAUUUCAGCUUGAAAGAUUAUCUUUCAUGAUGUACAUAAUAGCAGUAAUCAAGAGAGUAUAUAAUCAUGUUAUUUUACCAGAAGCAAUGUGCAACUUGUAACAGAGGAUCACAAUUAGAAAUAAGGAGAAUUAAUUGAAUGUGUACAUAUUUUUGUUCUGCUUUUGUAUAAAGUGUUUUGUGAGCCGCUCCCUGAAAAUGAUAUCAUCAGAUGUUCUAUCAGAAAAUGCAUUAUCCCAUGCCCAUGGAAUCAAAGAGUUAAGAGCAAAUUGCUGCUUAAGAACAAUGUUUAUUGAAGUGGAGCAAAAUGUAGUCAGCUAUACCAAGUGAGGAUGCACAGUCUUUAAUUCAGCCCAAUUAGUGUAUAUACGCAAAUAAUUAAAGUGAACUAUUGGGGAAUUAUAUUUUUGUAUUUACUGAGAUUCUCAUGUUGAAUAAACGUCCUUUUGUUGAAAA
Messenger RNA from Branchiostoma floridae (Florida lancelet), 12615 nucleotides. RefSeq names its product dynein heavy chain 3, axonemal-like. Gene Ontology annotation, molecular function: ATP hydrolysis activity; minus-end-directed microtubule motor activity; dynein intermediate chain binding. The record is from RefSeq and is a predicted model, not a curated record. Gene Ontology annotation, cellular component: dynein complex. Lineage: Eukaryota; Metazoa; Chordata; Leptocardii; Amphioxiformes; Branchiostomatidae. Gene Ontology annotation, biological process: microtubule-based movement.